Messenger RNA from Amphibalanus amphitrite, 3822 nucleotides. Its product is annotated as protein O-linked-mannose beta-1,2-N-acetylglucosaminyltransferase 1-like. Lineage: Eukaryota; Metazoa; Arthropoda; Thecostraca; Balanomorpha; Balanidae. Gene Ontology annotation, cellular component: Golgi membrane. The transcript is spliced from 13 exons. Gene Ontology annotation, molecular function: beta-1,3-galactosyl-O-glycosyl-glycoprotein beta-1,3-N-acetylglucosaminyltransferase activity. Bases 218 to 2254 code for a protein of 678 amino acids. The record is from RefSeq and is a predicted model, not a curated record. Gene Ontology annotation, biological process: protein O-linked glycosylation via N-acetylgalactosamine.
ACGCGUGCGGCGGCGGCGGACGGCGGCAGUCGGCGCCCGUGUGGUGCCCGCGGUGGUCGCGUCGGUGGUGUGUGGUGGUACGGUGCCUGGUGUGACCACGUGCUGCUGAGCGACGAGCUGGGAUUCCUGCCAGGAUGGCGGCAGUGCUCUAGAAGACAACUCCGCCAAUCUCCACGUCCAGCGAGCGCCCUGUGUUAGUGUGUGAGAGUGUGUCGCGAUGGCGGCGGGCAGGAACCCCGUGGACCGAUGGCGACCGAACCCGCGAGCGGCGCCUUACGUACCGCGGCGACAGCUCUCGGCCGUGACGGCAGCGGCGGCGGUGCUGCCCGGACUGCCGGUCACACGACGACGGCUCUGCUCUCGGCUCUGUCAGAGGAGUUUGGUGCUGGUGUUCAUCGUAACAAUCUUCAUCAACGUCGUGUACAUCCUGGACGCCACGGGUCGGCUGUACCAGGCGGGUCACCGCUCCAAAGGGCUGCUCGGAGGUGGAGGAAGCAGCAGCGACGCGGAGCCGGUGGGCGCCGACCACCCGGCCGCCCGCGGCGCCAGCCUCCGCCUUCAGCAGAGUGUGGCCAAAACUCUCACCGUGGAGGCCUACUCGAGUCAGAGUCGCGCCGCUGUGAUGGUCGACGGAGCGACGAUCCUGGAGAGUAACGGCGAGCGGGAGGGGCGCGGCAUCCACGUGCUGGUGCUUCACCAGGCCAGCGGCGCCGUGCUGGCCCAGCGGCUGUUCGACACCUACUCGCCGCACGAGGACGAGGCGCUCACACUCUUCAUCAGCUUGGUCACCGAGGGGCGCAUCAUCGUCUUCCUCAUCAAGGACGAGGGCACCUUCCAACUGAAGAAGCCGGCGCGCGCGCUGCUGACCCGCCUGGGCUCUCAGAAGGCCGACCUGCUCGGCUGGCGAGACAUGUGGGCCAUGGUGGCGCAGAAGGGCGGCAAACUGCUGGCGGAGGGCCACAGCAAGAGUCCCAGCUUCAACACGUGGGGCUCGGCGGUACAGCUGCGGACGGAGGUGCCGCUCGUGCCCCUAGAGGACACCCAGUGUCCGUGGCCCGACACGGAGGAGACAGUGCGCCGCCGCCAGUUCUGUGACACCACCGAGGGCUACGGCAGCGUGUGCUCGUGCUCCGAUCCGGCGCCCCUGCAGUACGACGGGCCGCCCAUCAAGGACGGGCCAGUGGCUGGAGUGCCCGUCCUAGUCAUCGCUAGUAACCGGCCCCACUACCUCUACAGGUCGCUGCGCUCGCUGCUGUCGGCACCCGGGGCGGAUCCCACCAUGGUGACCGUCUUCAUUGACGGCUACUUUGACGAACCUCUGAAGGUGGCACGUCUGUUUGGCCUGCGAGGCAUCCAGCACACACCGAUCGCCACUCGCAGCGCGCGUGUCAGCCAACACUAUAAGGCGGCGCUGACGUCCACCUUCAACCUGUACCCGUCGGCGAGGUACGCUAUCCUCAUUGAGGAGGAUCUGGACGUGUCGCCCGACUUCUACAGCUUCUUCAACCAGACGCUGCACUUGCUGGACGAGGACCGGUCGCUGUUCUGCGUCUCCGCCUGGAACGAUCAGGGAUACGAACAUACCGCCGAGGACGUCAGUCAGCUGUACCGUGUGGAGACGAUGCCCGGUCUCGGCUGGGCGCUCAGACGGGACCUGUACAAGGACGAGUUGGAGCCCUUCUGGCCCACGCCGGACAAGAUGUGGGACUGGGACAUGUGGAUGAGGAUGCCGUACGUGAGGAAGGGCCGCGAGUGCGUCAUUCCGGACGUCUCCAGAACCUACCACUUUGGCUCCACUGGCAUCAACAUGAACUCCUACUUCCAAGAGAACUACUUCAAGAAGCAUGCCUUCAACGUGCUGCCUGACGUUCGGCUGCGCGAUGUCAACAAGCUGAAGAAGGAAAAUUACGAGAAAGAAGUGAUAUCGUUAUUGAAGUCAGCGAGGAUCUUGAACACUACUAGGUCGCCCUGUGAUAAGGAUUUCAUUCCGUCGGGAGGAGACUCCAAAACCGCCCGCGUGCUCUUCAUCAAGAUGAAGAGAGAAAAGGACACAAAAACAUGGCUCAAAGUAGCCAAGUGUCUGAAGGUGUGGGACCUGGACGCGCGCGGCUACCACCGCGGCCUGUGGCGGCUGCACCUGAACGGCGCGCCCCUGCUGGUGGUCGGCGUACCCUACUCGGCCUACUCCCGACUACGACCCGCACGCGUGCCGCCGCUGGUCCUCGACGGCGACUCCGGGGACAAGAAGCGGUAGCGGCCGCCCUACCCCGCGCCCUAGCCCCGUCUCUGUGAUACAAACCGGCCGUUACGUCACGCUCUGGACGUGAUGUGACCGUGAUGUGACGUGGGAGAGGCUGCCGAGACGUUGGAUCUCGGACGGCCUCCCCUAGCUCUGUGAUUUAAGCGGCGAUGACUGCGUGUGCGAGGGUGAGCCCGCCUGCCUGUCUCCUCGACAUCCCAGGCUCCUUGCCGUAAUCGGUACAGCGAAGAGCUUUGGUCGAGCUCCUGGAAGUUUAUGACGCUGUGUGGCGUUCCUGGCCCAGUCAACGAGCGCAACGGGUGACCCUCGGUCGCUUCCUUUCCAAUCUGAUGCUAGUUGCUUUGUGAUGCUUGUUAGUACCUAUUCGUUUGUCUUGUUUUUGUAUGUUAUCAUUCGGGUAGUGAGGCCAAACCUUGCAGUAGACGUGCUUUUUACCUGUUGUUUUUAUCAUUUACAUGACUUUGGAGGACUAUGUUCGUCAAGGUCUUGAACAUAUCUUUUGUGGACUUUGUUUUUGGUCCUGACCAUACCUUUUGUAAGUUGAGGAUCCUUUGCACGUACAGACUUCCAAGUAAGUCCUACAGAGAUCGACACUGCCCGUCAAUGCAUACUUUUCCUUAGGACCCUAGUUACUGGCUUAAAGCAAAAUUGUCGCUUGACAGACCCAAGCAUGGGAAAUGUUUUAUCAAAGGUUGUUACAGGCUACAUACAGCUCGGGUUCGAGCUUACAAACUGUUUUACUUUAAACAUUUGUGGUCGAAAUUAUUCAUGGUGACAAUUUUGGAACGUUUUAUCUCCCUAACUUAAAUAAGUUUAAAUUUUCUUACAAUCCACAUCAAUAGUUUAAAUAUCACCUCGGACUUUGCCAAUUCAGCGAGCCGUCUCACCGUCUAUUGACUUGGAAAUUUGUUUUCCUAGUGACUGAACUUCACCUGCCAAUAUCCGUGGGUUGCUUUCUAUGGUUCAGCUUCCGGGUUUCGAUCGGGUUCCUAGCUCAUCGUUCCUCCCGACCUGACGUGACCCCACCCAUCAGCUUGACCUGACCCGGCAGGGUCGCCGGGCUCGAUACUGUGUAUCGCCAUAUGCGCUUCAUUCCCCAGGCUCGCAUUGAUCGUCCCGUGGACGUCAGAGACGCUGUUAGCAGCGAGUGAAUCUGUCAGAUACUGAGUGUGCUUGUUCGUCAGAUAAUGUCUGUGAACUGCUUAUGAAAACGAGCGCGGCCGUCUGAUUGUGAAGGUGUCUGCUUGUCUGUCUGUUAGUCAGACAGCGUGAGUGUCGGUCUGUCAGUCGGGAGAUUAUCAGCUUACCGCCGGUGGCUGCCAGUGAUAGCCCAGUGCGGCCCGUCUCCGUUUGCGCCCUGUUCCGGCCCGCUGCUCAGGGCGGGUCUCCGUGUCGAGAGCCCCUGUGUGUGUGUGUGGGGGGGGGGGGGAGCGGUCUCCCAGGGGGCGCUAUUGUGAUCAUCCGUCACCAGCAGCGGGGAGACUGCUGUAGCUGCCAGCAGCUGCUGUGGCAGCAUCUUUGUAUCGUUAUUCAUUACGCUUGUAAAUGUAAACUGGAAACAA